This is a messenger RNA of Anguilla rostrata (American eel), 2425 nucleotides long. RefSeq names its product prominin 2 (gene prom2). Bases 5 to 2131 code for a protein of 708 amino acids. The record is from RefSeq and is a predicted model, not a curated record. The transcript is spliced from 21 exons. Gene Ontology annotation, cellular component: microvillus; plasma membrane; cell surface. Gene Ontology annotation, molecular function: cholesterol binding. Lineage: Eukaryota; Metazoa; Chordata; Actinopteri; Anguilliformes; Anguillidae.
CCUCAUGCCCCUGGUGGGCCUGUUCUUCGCCUGCUGCCGCUGUUGCGGUAAUUGUGGGGGCCGCAUGUACCAGGAACAGACCAAAUCAAUCAACUGCCGACGCAGAGGACUUUACUGGGCGUUGCUGGUCAUUACCAUCAUAACACUGGCAGGGAAUAUUUGCUUGUUUAGGAGCAACCAAUCCCUGGCCUUCAGUGUGCGGUACAGCAUGAUGCAGUCCGACAGCACGUUAGACAACCUGCAGACCUACCUCGCAGCUGUCCCACAGGAAGUUGACGUGGUAGUGGAUAAGAGCAUCCUGACUGUGAAUGAGGUUAGGAACAGACUGGAUGAUAUCGGUCACUUGCUUGGUGAAGACCUCAAAAAAGCCCUGGGGAGUUCCUUGAAUCCUGCUCUGGAUUCUGUCCGAAAUUUUUCCCAAGUGGUGAACCGUACGAUCCAGCUCCUGGGCCAGCUGAACUCCACUCAGCAGCAACUUCGUCCGGAGCUGGACGCGCUGGAGGCCAACCUGACUGCCACGAGAAACCGCAUCAGCAGAACCCUGAAGCUGCCGGACUGCCAGGGCUGCGAACCCAUGCAGCAGGACCUGGCCAUGCUGACGCUGGACACCCGCUUCUCAAUCCCCCAGCUCAGCGAGCUCCAGUCCGCUGCAGAUGCAGUAGAGAAGGCUGAUCUGGGGUCUAGACUGAAGGAGGGAGAAGAGUUAUUGGACGGCCUUCCUGAGAGGGUGACAAAUAAGACUAAAGACACAGUGCAGAAGGUCAAACAGCAGCUUGCAGAAAUUAAUACACAGAUUUCCCAGCUGUCUAAAGACGUCCCGCUUGAUGCUCUGGCUGACGUGUCCACCAAACUCGAGGACGUGCGAGGAUACAUCUACAAAUAUUCACCUGAGGUGAAGAUGGCAGAAAGAAAUGGCUGGAUUGUGGGCCUGAUUCUGAGCUGCCUGGUUCUGCUGGUGGUGCUGUGCAAUGUCCUUGGCCUCCUGCUGGGCCCAAUAGGCUUGAAGCCCAAAGCGGACCCCACCCACAGAUCUAGCACUGCCCACUGUGGAGGAACCUUCCUGAUGGCGGGCGUGGGGAUCAGUUUCCUGUUCUCCUGGCUCUUUAUGAUCGUGGUGCUGGUGCUCUUCCUGCUUGGGGGGAACGUGUACACAGUGGUGUGUAAACCAUGGCACAAUCAGCAGCUCCUCCAGAUCCUCGAUACUCCAGGACUCAUACCAGGGUUCCAGCUCUCGGGGACUCUGGGCCUGAAGACUAAUUUGACAAUCGCUGAAGUCUAUGAUGACUGCCGACAGAACAGUCCCCUGUGGACCACACUGAGCCUGGAGGAGAUUAUCAACCUGAACGACUUUCUCAAUGUGUCCAAGUACACGGCGGAGAUCCAGCAACUGUUCCAGCAGAAUGAAAUCACCCUGCCCGCCAUCACCCUCCUGAGCCCUGAAACCCAGGCACAGCUGCGGAGCUUCUCCAGCAGGGCCGGCAGCAUGGACUUCAGCCACGCCAAGCAGCAGCUUAACAACAUCACCAGGACAAAUCUGAACUCCACUGCUGACAAAUUGGAUAGUUUUGCUGCAAACCAGAGCAGCACCACUGUACGGGGGCAGCUGCAGCAAGAAGCUGCUGAGAUCCGGAGCAUCCAGGGCCAGUUUGAGCGCUCCGUCCUGCCUAGAGUGAGGGAUCUCAACACUACUGUCCUGCUUCUCGAAGCCAAAGCCUCAGAAGUGAAUAAAACUGUGGGUGUUGUGCUGAGUACAGUAAAUGCUGCCCAGGACUUCUUGGACAGAAAUUCUUCACAAGUUGUAAAAUCGGUAACGCAAGCAUUCCUGGAUUGCCAGAUAGGAUACGUCACAGCAUUUGCUGACUGGGCAAAUAAAACGAUCACAGGGCAGCUGGGGCGCUGUGGGCCGCUGGCAGGGGCUGUAGACGCUGUGGAGGUGAUGGUCUGCUCAUACCUGGCCGAGUCUUUGAACGCCUUCUGGUUCAGUCUGGGCUGGUGCAUGAUCUUUCUCAUCCCCAGCAUCAUCCUUUCCGUCAAACUGGCCAAAUUCUACAGGAGAAUGACGUACACGGAUGCUUUUGAGAACCACAUACUGAUGAACCACAUCCCACAAGCGUCCAUGAAGCCGUACUGAGAGGCAGGGGAAGGGGUAUUCUACGAGCCCCCUCACAACUCGCUCAUUCGUUCAUAUAUCACUAUUCAUGAAGCCUGAGGGACGGAGGACUUCCGCUGACACGUAGACUGCGCAGGCGUGUUAAACGGGCAAUGGUAGGGAAACCACGAUGCCCAAGGCCCUGAGGAAAGCGUUCAGGUCACGUUCGAGUUUGUGAAUGUGUGAGUGCUGUCAGAUGAGGCCUACCUUAGCCUUUGAAAGGUUCUGGCUGGUCGUUGCAGUCACACAUUUCAUUUAUUUUGUGUACAGUGAGAA